AUAAACGUCACUGCUUCCUAUCCUCUUUCACGUUCCAUGAUACUAGCAAAAUCUCCCUAACCACAAUGACAUUUAACAAAACCGAACUCCUCCUGCUUUCCUUCUUCUUCACCCUUCACUCUCCAGCAAUAUCUUGGACCACACCUUCAUACGCUGGACGCCAAGGCGAAUGGUGUCUAUUGCAAUCAAACAUAGGCAUAACAGCAAUGCAUAUGCAACUUUUACAUGAUGACAAAGUCGUCAUCUUUGACCGUACAGAUUUUGGCAAAUCCAACAUCUCCCUUCCCGGUGGCCGCUGCCGGAAUGAUAACAAAGACAUGGCUCUUGGGGUAGAUUGCACUGCACACUCCAUCCUCUACGACAUUGCCACCAACUCAUACCGUGCCCUUAUGGUCCAAACUGACACUUGGUGCUCUUCUGGUGCGGUUGUAUCCAAUGGAACCUUAGUUCAAACUGGCGGAUACAAUGAUGGAGACCAUGUAAUACGUACAUUUACUCCAUGUUUCAAUGAAAUUUGUGACUGGACUGAGUUCAAGAACUAUCUAUCACAAAGAAGAUGGUAUGCAAGUGAUCAUAUCUUGCCGGAUGGAAGAAUCAUCAUUGUUGGUGGUAGAAGACAGUUUAACUACGAGUUUUAUCCUUCUCUUUCUGGUACUUUCAAGCUUAAAUUUUUAAGGGAGACUUACGAUCAUAGAGAUGAGAACAAUUUGUAUCCAUUUCUACAUCUCUUACCAGAUGGAAACUUAUUCAUUUUUGCCAACACUCGGUCGAUAUUGUUAGAUUACAAUCAAAAUCGUGUGAUCAGAGAGUUUCCUCGGAUCCCUGAUGAUGUCCCUCGUAAUUAUCCAAGCACAGGAUCCUCAGUUCUACUUCCACUAGAUGAAAACAAUGGCAGGAUUGAAGCUGAAGUUCUGAUUUGUGGGGGUGCACGAAGAGGCUCAUUUCAACGAGCCGCGAGAGGACACUUUCUUCCGGCAACUUCUACAUGUGGACGGCUGGUGAUCACUGACCAAAACCCUAGUUGGGUAAUGGAAACCAUGCCAACUUCACGAGUCAUGAGCGAUAUGCUGCUACUUCCCACUGGCGAUGUCAUUAUCAUCAAUGGUGGAAGAUCAGGCACUGCAGGGUAUGAUUCUGGGAGAGACCCUGUAACUACUCCAGUCAUAUACCGUCCAUCUGAGCACCCUGACUGGCGUUUCUCGACGAUGUCACCAUCAUCAACACCAAGAAUGUACCACUCAUCCGCAAUUUUACUGACUGAUGGGCGUGUUCUUGUGGGUGGUAGCAACCCCCAUCCUGCCUAUAGUUUCACUGGUGUAGUAUUCCCAACGGACUUGAGCUUGGAGGCCUUUUCACCUCCAUACUUAUCAGAAGAGUACACAUCUAUAAGGCCAAGAAUUUUGUCUCUAGACCAGACGUUAGGAUAUGGGAAGAAAUUCUCGGUGAGUUUCCACGUUGACGAGUAUUUAUCAGACAGCGUUCUAUCAGUAAGAAUAGUUGCACCAUCUUUCACUACUCACUCAUUUGCCAUGAAUCAGAGGAUGGUGGUGCUGAGGAUAAUUUCUAUCACUCAUGAGUCGUCUGAUAUGCAUACUUUGAGUGCUGUUGGACCAUCAACAGCUGAGAUUGCACCAGCAGGAUACUAUUUGUUGUUUGUGUUGCAUGGUGAUAUACCUAGUACUGGUGCAUGGGUGAAGACUGGAUGAUGGAGGCGUGGGGAUUUGGAGGGUUAAUUGUUUUGGUUUUGCUAAAGGGUUGCUUUCCUGCAAUUAUGUACUUAAUUAACAAAACACCAGUGCUAAUAUUGUAAUUAAUUAUUAAUUACUAAUACACUACAAAAAAUAUUAGAUUACU
Molecule: messenger RNA, 1854 nt
Organism: Hevea brasiliensis (rubber tree)
Lineage: Eukaryota; Viridiplantae; Streptophyta; Magnoliopsida; Malpighiales; Euphorbiaceae
Product: aldehyde oxidase GLOX
Exons: 1
Coding region: 66-1706 (546 amino acids)
Source: RefSeq, a predicted model, not a curated record